Messenger RNA from Amphimedon queenslandica, 1233 nucleotides. RefSeq names its product E3 ubiquitin-protein ligase NRDP1-like. The record is from RefSeq and is a predicted model, not a curated record. Gene Ontology annotation, cellular component: plasma membrane signaling receptor complex. Lineage: Eukaryota; Metazoa; Porifera; Demospongiae; Haplosclerida; Niphatidae. The transcript has a single exon. The coding region runs from base 1 to 1233 and encodes 410 amino acids. Gene Ontology annotation, biological process: regulation of canonical NF-kappaB signal transduction. Gene Ontology annotation, molecular function: zinc ion binding; protein binding.
AUGGCAGGUGAAGAAGGAGCCUGUCCUUUUGGUGGCUAUGAUCUUGUCUUUGUGGAGACACCACCAGCAGAAUACGAGUGUCCAAUAUGUCAACUGAUUCUGAGGGAUCCUCACAUAGUCGACUGCUGCGGCUACAAGUUCUGCAACCAGUGCAUCACAAGGAUAAGCAACGCCAACAAACCUUGCCCUAUGUGUCAGACCAAUGGCUUUAGGACAAUGCAAGAGAGACAGCUCCAAAGGAAGAUAGCAGACCUCGUUAUUUGCUGUCCAGAAAAGAAGCAAGGCUGCCCCUGGACCGGGGAGAUAAGAGAUCUUGAGGCUCACCUGGGCUCUCUCUGUGCUUACAUUGUUAUCAAUUGUCCUCUUGAAUGUGGAGUGGAGUUCCAGCGGAUUCAUUUAGAGAAGCACCAAGAGGAUGAGUGUCCUAAACGAUCGCCUGAAUUAAAACUACUGAGCCUAACUCGAAAGUUUGAGGAGCGACUUUCAAUCGUCGAAACUAAAUGCAGCGAACAGGAAGAGAAGAUAAAACAGCUUGUUGGACUGGAGGAAAAGUGUAAGGAGCAAGCGGAGAUGAUACUCAGUCUAAAAGAAGAGCUCACGAGUGUUAAAUGUGAAAAAGAGUUGCAAGACAUUACUUUGAAGCAGCUGCAAGAGUCUGUAAAAGAAGCUUCUUCAGUUCAAGAGUCGGCCCUCACAGGAUCCCUAAAAGACGUGGAACAUGAGCUGAUAAAGAGGUGUCUUUCUUUACCUGUACGUGUAACCACGACACAUUCAUCCUGGGUCAGUCCUUCGUUCUACUCACACCCAAAAGGUUAUGUCCUUCAAUUGGUUGUCAAUCUUAGAAAGUUCACUUCAGCCCUGGAUAGCCUAGCUCAUAGUAUUUUCUCUUCUGGUCGUAAUCCGGAGAAAGGACCAGUCAAAAUGUCUCUUAAUGUCCUCCCACAGCGAGACUAUGAUUCCCUAGAAUGGCCUGUCUAUGUCUCUGUUGACUUGUUCUUAUUGUCAACUACCGACAGCAGUGCUGACCGUAAGAUAUUCACACUAACAAAAUAUAAAGAUUUGAGUUUGCAGGAAGACCCACGAGAGUCUUCUGAUGAGAGUAAUGAAGAGGUUAUCGGUUAUGCCAGACAUGUUUACUGCUGUCGUAUUGUCAUUCUUAAUAUUCGCUGUAGCCCUGAGUCCCCUCCUCUUGAAGAAGACACCAAAGCUGCCCUGGAUAGUUCACAGUCUUAA